UCAAGUUGUGAGACGAGACAGACUGAGAGAAACCAUUGAAAAGGACUCAAAUCUCAUCAUGGUGCCUCAACAUUUUGGGUGUCUGUCCAUUGCGUCGUCUUGGAUCUUUGCAUUUUUCCUCCCAUCUGUGUGCCGAGGCAUGCCCCCACUAACGUUAACACUGGACCGCACAGUGUUCGUGGCCUUCUCAGGGGAAGAUCUCAACAUAACGUGUACAAUGACCAGACCAGUAAAUCAAACUGGAGACACAUUUAACUGCUUCGACGCGACCGGUGAAAAGAUUUUCACCCAAACCAUUUCUGGUACAGGGAACUCUCCAAAGAAAAAGACACUAAUGAUCCCUCUGAAGAACGUGAGCAGCUCAGGAAUAUAUUACUGUAAAUAUAAAAGCGUCAUGGUGCAGUGGUUUCUACGAGUCAGAGCCAAAGGCUACAAGCCGCUGGAGAUGUGGGACUACACAGACACAGACUUCAUCAUUGUGGCCAUCUUCAUCGGAGUGUUGCUUCUCUUCAGUGUGCUUGGCUCAGUGUAUGUCUUCAGAGGAGAUUGGAAAGAGAUGACCCAUGAGUGUAGCAAUACAGAUGAACCAGAAAAGGAGAACACAGAAGACAGGAAGAAGACAGAAACAGAGGAAGAUAACACGGAUGUGACAGCAGCUGAGUCUACUUCUUUCUAUGCUAGUCUGGCGCCUCGACCUGGGUCUAUUUACGAAGUGUUGGACCAUUCAACUUCCAACACUGAAUCAGGACAAAAUACAACAAUGUCCAAGCAAAAGGAGC
Austrofundulus limnaeus is the source of this 779-nucleotide messenger RNA. It is a transcript of the gene nfam1, whose product is annotated as NFAT activating protein with ITAM motif 1. Gene Ontology annotation, biological process: B cell receptor signaling pathway; regulation of B cell differentiation; positive regulation of B cell receptor signaling pathway. Gene Ontology annotation, cellular component: membrane raft. Gene Ontology annotation, molecular function: transmembrane signaling receptor activity. The record is from RefSeq and is a predicted model, not a curated record. NCBI's taxonomy places the organism in Eukaryota, Metazoa, Chordata, Actinopteri, Cyprinodontiformes, Rivulidae.